AUGGGCGACAUCGACCCACCCCCGACCGAUUCUAACGAGGUACAGCAUGACGCCGUACUGGAUUACUACGGCAGGCGGCUCGCGACGUGUUCUUCGGACAAGACCAUCAAGAUCUUCGAGGUUGAGGGCGAGAAGCACACACUGGUUGAGACCCUGAGAGGACAUGAGGGCGCCGUCUGGAGCGUAGCAUGGGCACACCCCAAAUACGGAAACAUCCUCGCCUCCUCUUCGUAUGACGGCAAGGUCCUCAUCUGGCGCGAGCAGUCCGGCAGCUGGCAGAAGAUAUACGAGGUCGCCCUACACACACAGUCGGUCAAUAUGGUCGCAUGGGCUCCUCACGAGGCAGGCUGCCUCCUUGCCUGCGCAUCAUCUGACGGCAACGUCUCGGUGCUCGAAUUCAAGGACAACAACUGGACACAUCAGACCUUCCCUGCUCACGGCAAUGGCGUAAACAGUGUUUCUUGGGCACCUGCCUAUGCGCCGGGACAGGUCAUCGGCGCAAGCGGAAACCAGGCAGGCGCUGCGAAGAGGCUAGUCACCGGCGGAACCGACUGCCAGGUCAAGAUCUGGGAGUUCAGCCCUGAGAGCGGCAGCUGGAACGCGACACCGCUUGGUGGUCAUGCAGAUUGGGUACGCGACGUCGCGUGGUCCCCCACCGUUCUCUCCAAAUCGUACAUCGCCUCCGCAUCCCAGGACAAGACUGUCAUUAUCUGGACAUCAUCAGAUCUGCGCGAGUGGAAGCGCACCCAACUUGACGUCGACGCUGCCGCGUGGCGCGUGAGCUGGAGUCUGAGCGGCAAUGCGCUCGCAGUCAGCACCGGCGACAACAGGGUCAGUCUAUGGAAGGAGAGGCUCAGCGGCGGAUGGGAAUGCGUCAAGACGAUCGAGGAGUAG
Messenger RNA from Alternaria ventricosa, 894 nucleotides. RefSeq names its product GTPase-activating protein S13 (gene SEC13). Gene Ontology annotation, cellular component: nuclear pore outer ring; COPII vesicle coat. Lineage: Eukaryota; Fungi; Ascomycota; Dothideomycetes; Pleosporales; Pleosporaceae. The record is from RefSeq and is a predicted model, not a curated record. The coding region runs from base 1 to 894 and encodes 297 amino acids. Gene Ontology annotation, biological process: protein import into nucleus; positive regulation of TOR signaling; COPII-coated vesicle budding. The transcript is spliced from 3 exons. Gene Ontology annotation, molecular function: structural molecule activity; protein binding.